Messenger RNA from Fusarium poae, 528 nucleotides. RefSeq lists its product as uncharacterized. Bases 1 to 528 code for a protein of 175 amino acids. The record is from RefSeq and is a predicted model, not a curated record. NCBI's taxonomy places the organism in Eukaryota, Fungi, Ascomycota, Sordariomycetes, Hypocreales, Nectriaceae. The transcript has 2 exons.
AUGCAACAUCCAUUACUUCCUCCCAUCUACCAACGCCAAAUUCGAACGAAGCAUACCACUAGAUGGACUCGCCAGUCUACGUCAUACAAUCUAUAUCGCGAGAUACAGAAGAAUCUUUCCGAUUGUAUGAACCUCGAAAGAGAAAAUCACCACAUAAGAAGUUCAUCUGAUGAUGCAAACCUUCGUGUGUUAUGCUACGGGCUGGUUCUUUUUUCAGUAAUCGGCAUUAUAGGACGAAUCUUGGGCCUUCUGUCGGAUGACUCGGAUUUGGAAACUUCACAAAAGGAGGAUAUUCCUUUGCCUGGUUUUCUCGGGAAAAGUGUACUUGAAGCAAAAGACACAGUAGCGAAGGACCUAGCAGAAAAGCAAGAAAUCAGAGGGGCUCGUCGAAAUACGGUCGCCAGAAAUAAUACGCCCAAGCCAAGUUCAAAGAGGCCUGUAGUGAAGGCCACUCUUUUACUUGGAGACGGCCGAUCUUGGGUGCCUGAUCUCGAGACAUUGAUGACCAUUUACCCUGGAGUGUUAUAA